Messenger RNA from Brettanomyces bruxellensis, 1968 nucleotides. RefSeq lists its product as uncharacterized. Gene Ontology annotation, molecular function: DNA-binding transcription factor activity, RNA polymerase II-specific; zinc ion binding; RNA polymerase II cis-regulatory region sequence-specific DNA binding. The transcript has a single exon. Gene Ontology annotation, biological process: negative regulation of transcription by RNA polymerase II; positive regulation of transcription by RNA polymerase II. NCBI's taxonomy places the organism in Eukaryota, Fungi, Ascomycota, Pichiomycetes, Pichiales, Pichiaceae. The coding region runs from base 1 to 1968 and encodes 655 amino acids. The record is from RefSeq and is a predicted model, not a curated record.
AUGGAUGAGCAGGACCCGCAUUCAUUGAAAGAUGACAGCUCGGCUACCACACUAUGGAAAAUGUACUCGAAAGCGAAGGCAGGACUUCCGUACAGGUCGAGGAUGGAAAACCUAACUUGGAGAUUGAUGUAUCUCAACAUGAAGAAGCGAGAUCCGAUGGCUGGGGAGCAGAAAGGCCAGUCCAGCAGAAGGGGGAGCAUGCGGAGUGCAAGUGCAGGGCCCAGGAAUGAGGAUGAGCUGUCGGUUUCUCCGAAGUCAACGGGUGGAAUUUCCACAGGUGGCACAAACAGCUCUUUUCUGGCCACAAACAGCCCCGGAUCGGAUUGGCCGCAGUUUCCGGACCUCGGCCUGAUAUCAGGCGGUAGCAAGCACGAGAAUGCACGUGGCACGGAUGCCGAGGAAAGCUACAUGUCGAGUUUGCGAGAGAUUGGAGGCCAGGGGUCUUUUUAUGGUGGCAGGCAUCUGGAAAAACAUGAUUCGUGGAGUAACAACAGCCCGCCAGACCAAUCGCAGGCCAGGCAGUUUGAGAACAUGCCGCUAUCGCCUGUGAUUGGCUCGAAAAGGAAGCAGAUCUCGCCCGUGAUCUAUCCGCAGCAGUCGAAGCUCUCGCAAUCGUUGCUUAACCAAACCAGGAGACCCAAAACGGCCGGCAGCAACAUUGAUGAGGCUGCAGACAUGAAUACGACACCCGCGGCAGACUCGGGGCUUGAAAUCGACCCGAUUUCACUCGAUACUGCCCUCGGAGUGGAAAGUUCGCCGUUCAGCACCCGAGGAUCCACCCCUUCGUCUGCAGUUCCACCCUAUUUAAACCCUGUCAGUGCCAGCAUGACCAAUAUCUCGCACCUGGCCCCAUCUGGAGGUGCUUUGCGUGGUUCGCAGGUUGUUUCGCAGUCUGUGCCGGGCUCCUUUGCCGGCAUCGACGGAAACCAGAGGCAAUUGCCCUUUCUGAACACUCCUACAUCCAUGGUAUCGCACUUCCCCGGCCCAGCAGCCGUUGACGAACGUUUCAACUUCGAUCUAGACGGCAGCGACUUUUCCAUGCCAGGAAUAGCACCGGAAAUACUGCAGCACGGCCUGCAGCAGCCCCAGCGGCAGCUGAGCCGAGCAUCUUCCGGUUCUGGCCGUUCCCCUGGGAAAUCCGGCGGCAAAAGCGUAUCUGGGCUGAAGGCAGGCCGGAAACGGGUCGGCCCACGCAAAAAAUCGACUGCCAAGAGCAGAAAGGCCUCGAUGUACCACGGCAGUGCAAGCGGUGGGGCCAAGAAUGGAGGUUCGCAGGAGAUCUUUUGCACAAACUGCCAUACCAAGACAACUCCGCUUUGGAGACGCAACCCGGAGGGAAAGCCACUCUGUAAUGCGUGUGGCUUGUUUCUGAAGCUUCACGGCGUGGUCAGGCCUCUCUCGCUGAAGACAGACGUGAUUAAAAAGCGGCAGAGGAACAGUUCGAAACGCGGCAGGAAAAAAACUGACGGUGACGAUCUGCACCCGACACCUUUGGCCCUGGGGAAGCGUUCAGACGACAAUGACUCGUCUGCUGGAACCCCGGGCUCAUCCCGGGGCCACCAGAAGUCCUCUGGGGCCACUGUUCAGAGGUCUCGCGGCUCUAAUUUGGGCAAACAGGCGGGUAUUCAGAAAUCUGGCGGCCAAACGGCUGCAACCGUGAAUUCCGCCCAAAGCGGCACAAAAAUGGACAGUACGCCGUUGUUCGGCGGGCAGGACCCGUUCGACAUGUUCGGCGUUAAGGAAAAUACCGACUUCGACCAGAAUUUGGACGGACUAAACCCUCAGAUGGAGGGUCUUGGCCUGGUGUCUUUGGCCGACUCGACUAAUCGGCAAGGUUCCAGCACCGCGGGUGCACCCCAGCAUUCUGGGGGUGCUGCCGGUUCUACUGGGGCCCCCAAGGCUGAUUCUACGCAGCACGAGGACAAGGAUGCCAACCAGAGCCUUGACUGGCUCACGAUGUCGUUGUGA